Molecule: messenger RNA, 2133 nt
Organism: Vicia faba (fava bean)
Lineage: Eukaryota; Viridiplantae; Streptophyta; Magnoliopsida; Fabales; Fabaceae
Source: the annotation of a GenBank genome assembly
AUGGACAGUGAUCAAGAUAUCAAGGAACUUCUAAUUACAAAGACCGACGCAUCCAGAUCCGACGACGAGAACUCUCCGAUCGACCAGGUAGCACUCACAGUUCCGGUAACCGACGACGAGAACUCUCCGAUCGAGCAAGUAGCACUCACAGUUCCGGUAACCGACGACGAGAACUCUCCGAUCGAGCAAGUAGCACUCACAGUUCCGGUAACCGACGAUCCAUCCCUACCGGUCUUCACUUUCCGAACAUGGACAUUAGGAACUCUCGCCUGCUUUUUCCUCUCAUUCUUGAACCAAUUCUUUGGCUUCCGCCGGGAGCCUCUUUCAGUCACGGCUAUCUCAGCACAGAUUGCGGUGGUUCCCUUGGGUCACCUGAUGGCGGCGACGCUGACGGACAGAGUUUUCAUGAUAGGGAAGAAGUGGGAGUUCACGUUGAAUCCCGGCAAAUUCAACGUGAAGGAGCACGUGCUUAUUACGAUUUUCGCUAGUUCGGGUUUUGGGCUUUGGUUGGGCCGGGGUUUUCCGUCGUUACUUGGUGGAGCCCGCUGCUAUGUGGUGGCCGCAAAAUCUCGUCCAAGUAUCGCUCUUCAGGGCACUGCACGAAACAGAGGAGAGACAAAAGGGAGGGUUAACACGAAACCAGUUCUUCCUUAUAACAUUUAUUUGCAGUUUUGCAUAUUAUGUGUUUCCAGGCUACUUGUUCCCAAUGCUAACAUCACUCUCUUGGGUAUGUUGGGUGUUUCCCAAUUCAGUUAUAGCACACCAGUUAGUCCAUGGUUUGCUACUGCUAACAUUGCUGCUGGUUUUGCCAUUUUCAUGUAUCUCAUUGUUCCUACUGCUUAUACCCUUAAUCUUUACCAUGCAAGAAGAUUUCCCAUCUUUUCAGAUGGCUUGUUCAGCUCUGAUGGUCAAAAAUAUAACAUCUCGGCUAUUACUGACUCUAACUUCCACCUUGAUUUGGAAGCUUAUCAACGCCAGGGCCCUCUUUAUCUUAGCACCAUGUUUGCUAUGUCAUAUGGUAUUGGUUUUGCUUGCCUUUCUGCAACUCUUGUUCAUGUAUUGCUUUUCCAUGGAAGCGAUAUAUUGCAGCUGAGUAAGUCUGCGUUUCAAGGGAAGAAGAUAGAUAUACACACGAAGAUCAUGAGAAAAAAUUAUAAACAAGUUCCUGAAUGGUGGUUUUUAUGCAUUCUUUUGUUCAGCAUUACGGCAGCUACAUUUGUGUGUGAGUAUUACAACGAUCAACUCCAGCUACCAUGGUGGGGUGUGAUGUUAGCAUGUGUUGUUGCUGUAUCGUUUACUCUUCCUGUUGGAAUAAUCAGAGCUACGACAAAUCAGGCACCUGCUUUGAAUGUGAUAACAGAGUACAUAAUUGGAUACAUCUACCCUGGUUAUCCUAUUGCAGUCAUGUUGUUUAAAGUGUAUGGGAACAUGAGUAUGAAACAGGCCAUUUUCUUUUUGCAAGAUUUUAAGCUUGGCCAUUACAUGAAGAUUCCUCCUAGAGCAAUGUUCUUGGCACAGGUACUGGGCACAAUAAUAGCUGCAAUUGUGCAUCUAUUAACAGCAUGGUGGCUAAUAGAAACAGUUCCAAAUAUAUGCCAUAGGGAAUUGCUUCCACCAGGAAGCCCAUGGACUUGCCCAGGUGAUCAUGUAUUCUAUGAUGCAUCUGUCAUAUGGGGUUUGAUAGGGCCUCGCAGAAUAUUUGGAAAUCUAGGACACUACUCGGCCAUCAACUGGUUUUUCUUGGCUGGUGCUAUUGCUCCUUUAGUUGUUUGGCUAGCACACAAAGCCUUCCCUGAUAAACCAUGGAUUAAACUUAUUACUAUGCCUGUACUGUUAGGAGCAUUAUCCGAAAUGCCUCCAGCUACACCAGUUAACUACACUAGUUGGGUUCUUGUUGGAUUUGCCUCAGGAUUUGUUGCUUACCGUUACUAUCGUGGUUGGUGGACCCGUCAUAACUAUCUCUUGUCUGGAGCACUUGAUGCUGGAUUAGCCUUCAUGGGAGUUUUUCUUUACUUGUGUUUGGGGAUGCAGCAUAUCAGCCUAGAUUGGUGGGGUAGUAACUCAGAUAGAUGUCCUUUAGCUUCAUGUCCAUCUGAUUCAGGUGUCAUAUCUAAAGGGUGUCCUAUUUUUUGA